This is a messenger RNA of Prunus armeniaca (apricot), 1863 nucleotides long. The record is from the annotation of a GenBank genome assembly. NCBI's taxonomy places the organism in Eukaryota, Viridiplantae, Streptophyta, Magnoliopsida, Rosales, Rosaceae.
AUGUCUGGGGGCUCAGAGAGUGAUGACUCUGUAACAGCUAAUGGGAGGGUUUACAUUCCUGAAGUAAGAAAUGAGGAAACACCAGCAGUUGGGAUGAAGUUAGACUCGCUUGACCUCGUUUAUAAUUUCUAUAAUAGAUAUGCAUUCUUGGCUGGCUUUGGUAUUCGACUUCAUUCCAGCUUUUGGGGGAAAAAUAAGAAAGAGAUUCUGAGAAAAGAAUUUGUAUGUUGCAAACAAGGUGCAUACCGGAAUGAUGAAACUCGGGAGAGAAAAAGACAGCGGGGAAUAAGUAGAUGCAAUUGCAAAGCUAAGAUUGUGGUUGUGAAGACACAUGAGAGCAAGAAGUAUACCAUCUCUCUUUUUGCAGAGGGACACAAUCAUAAGAUGACACCCUCAGGAAGAAUGCAUUUACUGAGAUCACACCGUCGUAUUUCAGAUUCUACAAAAGUACUCACAAAACAGUUGGGUUCGGUUAAUAUUCCCAUUAAUCAGAAGGUAAGUAUUUUCGAGGUGCAAUCCGGAGGAAUGGAUAAAAUCGGUUUUAUCAAAAAGGAUAUCUACAAUCUUGAAUGUAGUGUGAAUGGGAAGCUAAGGAACCACGAUGUUGAACUAGUGACCGAGUAUUUUAUGGCUGAACAAAAAAAAAUGAGGCUUUUUAUUUCAAGAUUGAGGGAGAUGGCGAUAACAGGUUUAGUCGAUGUUUUUGGGCAGGUGCAACUUCUAGACGGGGCAUGCGCAUUUUUGAGCAAGGAAACGACUGAGUCGUUUAUUUGGAUGUUUGAGGAGUUUAAGAAAGCAAUGCCAGGUGGCGAACCUAAAACGAUCAUUACAGAUCAAGAUGCGGCAAUGAGCAGAGCGAUUUCAAUAACCUUCCCGACUACAUUUCAUCGACUUUGCAUAUGGCACAUCACAUCAAAGUUCUCUGUUAAGUUACCACAUUCUGCUUAUAAGGAGUAUUGGGGUGAAUUCCAGAAAGCCAUAUGGGAUACUGACAAUAAGGAUGAGUUUGAUGCAAAAUGGAAUAUUGUGGUUACAAAGGCUGGUUUGACUGACCAUCCAUGGCUAAGUUCAAUGUUUGAUUUAAGGGAAUCUUGGGUUUCAGCCUACGCACGACACUUUUUUGCCGCUGGAAUGUCAAGCAGCCAAAGAGCGGAAUGUUCUCAUGGUUUCUUCAAGCAAUACAUAUCAAGGAGAAAUUCGUUGAUGGAUUUCAUAAUAAGAUUUGAGAGGGCACUUUCUCAUCAACGUCAAAAAGAUUUAGUUGCUGAUCACGUAGAUGCAUUUGAAGUGGCUCAAUGUAUUCUACCGAUGCCAAUGAACAAACAAAUGGCUACCUUGUACACAAGGACAAUGUUUCAAAAGUUUGAGCAAGAACUAAUACAAAGUACAACAUGUUUCCUAGAGCUGAAAACAAAGGAUGCUUCUAAAGUUGUCUUUAAUGUGAGCGAAAGGAAAAAUUGGGAAACAAGAGUGGCAGAAGUCGUAUAUGUCAAAGAUUCUGACCACGCAUCGUGUAGCUGCAAAAGAUUUGAAUUUGUUGGAAUUAUUUGCAAGCACAUCCUAGCAUUGUUCAGAAGGGACCAGAUUGAAUAUAUGCCCGAUAAAUACAUUUUGAAGAGGUGGAAGAAAACUGCGAAAUUUGGAUUGGUGUCAGAUGCAAAUGGCAACGAAAUUAAAGACUCUGCAGAUCCUGGUCUUUUAAUAAAGCGGAGUACAAUGUCCCGACUUGCUUCAGAUGUGGUUGAGGAUGCAUUAAUGUGUGAAGAAGGAUGUGAGCUACUGUCAGAGACUCUAAAAAGUUUGCGGGUGAAGUUGAAGUUGUUGAAGGAUGGACCAAGAAAAGGCAAUGAAGCGAGGGAUUAG